Messenger RNA from Callorhinchus milii (elephant shark), 2736 nucleotides. Its product is annotated as sickle tail protein-like. Gene Ontology annotation, cellular component: postsynaptic density; actin cytoskeleton; cytoplasm. Gene Ontology annotation, biological process: regulation of dendritic spine morphogenesis. The transcript has 7 exons. The coding region runs from base 59 to 2695 and encodes 878 amino acids. Lineage: Eukaryota; Metazoa; Chordata; Chondrichthyes; Chimaeriformes; Callorhinchidae. The record is from RefSeq and is a predicted model, not a curated record.
UGGAGUCAGUUAAACGUUGACAUUGGAUUUGCUUUCCAGGCAAACUAACGACGCUCUGAUGCGAGGCAGCGAGGAGACCUCGGUCCAGUCGCCCAAACACACAAACUCGGAUUCCCGGAGCUCGGAAUUCGAAAUUCCCACCAGCCCGCCCCUGAACUACCAGGAAUUACACACGCCGCCCGCGAAAACCUGGCAGCCCCACCCCUCGGGCACGGGGGCCCACCUCGCCCACUCCUCCCCAGCUCACGCCUCCAGGUCCCCAAACCUGGCCGGGAUGGGGCAAGCACAAGCCAGCCGAGGGGACGAAACUGCGAUGGCCUCGAACAAGAGGAGCGCGGACAGAGUCAUCUCUGUCGAGGCGGCUGAGAGGGACUGGGAGGAGAAGCGGGCCAGCCUGACCCAGUUCAGUAACAAGGACAUUAACCGGCUUCUGGAGGAGACUCAGGCCGAGCUGAUGAAAGCCAUUCCCGAUCUGGGGUUCGGUAACAAACCCAAACCGCCCGGCGUCUCGGUGACCGAGCAAAAACCGGCCAAACCACAACACGUUCAAAAAACCACCGCCACCAAGAUUGAAACCAAUGGAAGACGACAUUCAGAGGAGCUGACGGUCCACAAGUACCGAACAGAGAAGCCAUCGAAGUCCCCGCCCCCGCCCCCCCCUCGCCGCAGCUUCCCCUCAGUUCACGGCCUGACCACCGGCCGCUCCGGAGAGGUCAUCAUCACCAACAAGAAGGAGGCCAGCCUGAAGAAAGCCGAGUCCGAUGACACAGAGACCCAGAGACCACACGUCAAGCUGCGGCGCACGGUGUCGGAUGUGAAGCCCCCUUCCACGCCCCCCCCCAUCGUGGCCUCUGCCGUCCGCGAUGACGAGGAUGAGGAAGAGAGGAUCAUGGCCGAGCUGGAGGUGUUUCAGAGAAACCCUGUGCUUCUCACAGGCUCACAGGCCGUAACUGACCAGGUCACAGAUAUCAGGCGCGAGGCGACCCCAGCCAGAGGACGGAAGGAAAUAGAGACCCCGGUGUCUCCAGGCUCGGCACAGCUUCCUGCCGUUGUGCUGAGUCCUCGGUCCUCCUGGACCUCCGUAUCCUCGUCUCCUGAACCCCCCGAUGUUGAGGAGCACCAGCCUGGAGCCACGGGAGACAGCGACGCGCAGGGAGACGAUGGAGCCUCAGAGGUCUGUGAAGUGCCCGCAAUUGAAUUGGACUCUUUAACCGCGUGGAGCCAACAGGAGGAAUCGAGCGCAGAAACCACAGGCCUGUUUGUCCCCUGUGAGGGUCAGCCCGAAGGUCUCGAGUUGAGCUACGAUCCUCUGAGCAGCUCUGAGCAUGUGCUUAUUGUGGAGCAGGAAAGCUCGCGGGCGAAACCCGCCCAGCCGUGUGACGAUGGUGAACCCGCCAGCUCUGAUUCCUCGGAGGACCUCGAUUCCCCGUCCCCUCGGGCUGAGGCUCGCUUACCGGCCGGGCAGGACCAGGAGAACGUGGCCUUCAUGAUCACCGAGAGCCAGAUCCAGGCUCUGUCGGGGAGCGAGGUCCAGGAGAUAGUGAGCGCGAAGGGCGAGGGAGUGCAGACCCUGAGCGUGUCCUCGCACAAGGAGGGAAUGUCGCCGGACGUGGAGUUCGUUCCUCGGGACCAGAAUCAAGGACCCAUCGUCUCGCUGGACAAGAAGCCGAUAAUAAUCAUCUUCCCGGAGCCCAUGGACAUCUGCACGGCCUACAAGAGACUGUCCACCGUUUUCGAGGAAUGCGACGAAGAAUUCGAGGCGAUAAUGGGGGAGAGCGGCUACUGUCGAUCACUUGCCAUCCCGGGCGAGCAGCAAGGUUCAGCGUUAGCUCCCAUCGAGGAGGCGGCUGAUGGCUUCGGCCUCACUGAGCCCAGGGCCGACCGGUCUCAAUCCCCCGAGACAGCGGAUGUGAAACGGCCGGACAGCAACGCCCCGGACAGACCGUGUGUCCCGGAGAAAGACUCCAAUCCGCUGAAGAUCCGGUUCCCCAAGCAGCAGCUCAGCGCGCUGACCAAGGCCAUCCAGUGCGGCACGAGGACCGGGCAGAAAACCCUGCAGGUUGUCAUCUACGAGGAGGAGGAGAAGAUGGACCGGGAGACGGGGCGACUGCAGACAGCCACCGUGAAGAAGUACGAGAUCCAGCAGCUCCCGAAGCCCCCAGCGAUCACCGCCAACACCUACCCCCGCACCGAGGACAUCAAGAACAAGACCUACCGACGGCUCGACAGCCUGGAGGAGACCAUCCGCGAGCUGGAAUCCACCCUCAGUGAGAUCAGCCAACACCCCUCCACCGAGUACUUGUUCUCCAAAGGGUUCCUGGCCGAGCCGAAGCCUGCCGAGUCCCUGGAGCAGCUGGUCGAUGACCCCGAGCUGUUUGGGAGUGACCGUCCGCCUGGAGCGGGGGGAGAGAGUCAGGCCAGUGCCGCGGCAGACGUCCAGCCUCUCCCCUCCCCCACGAAGAAGUCUCCGACCUCCAGGACCAAGCCCCCGCUCCUGCCGAAGCCGCACAUCCCACCCGGCAACGCAAAGGGUGGAAACAUGCCAUCCCCCAUCACCCGAACAGCCAUCCCUCCCGCUCCCAAACUGAAGCCGAUGCACGGAAGCACAGACAAGAUGAAGAUGAACAAACAGCGAGAGGAGUAUCUGAACCUGCAAAGGCAACAGCAGGGCAGCCAGCAGGUAGUUUACUUCUAACCUGCGAGACACCAUUAUACAUCACCCUGUGUGGUCUCCCC